CCAAACAUACCAUAAUAGAAUAUCUAACCAUUACCAUGGUAUUUUUAUCAGCCGCACGAUGGCUUUUUUCAAUUUGCUACAAUAGAGCGACCGUCUUUAUUACUCUAUUAUUCUAACCACCUUCAAAAAAACUUUGUUAUUGAUUUUAGUUUUUUUGCUCUUCCUUCCGUUCCGAGUUCAUAUAUCAAAGAGAAGCAAAAGAGUAAAUCUGAUUGUCAAAUUGCCUCUUUUCCUUAUAAAUAUCAAAAGCUGAUAUUUUUCCGCCCUGAUAAUAUAUCAUUCUUUCUUGCAAAACUCGCCAAUUCGCUCUUUUAUCCUUUUACUGAAACAAAUAUCUGAAAAAAGCUUCGGUCAAGUUGCACUAUUUGCUACGUGACAUAACCUUUUAAAUCCCAGAAGAAUGUCGAUUAGUGUUUUAAGUGAUCCAUCACUCAUCACUAUUUCCCUCAAUCUCCUUGGUUUGAGUUUCUGUUUUUUCGCCCACGGAGCAUCUCAUCCCCUUUCAUCUUUAAAUGGGGAUCUUCUCCGAACAUCUUCCGAAACCUCGGAGCUUCAAAAUUUGUCGCAAUGGUUUCAAGCAUUUUCGUAUUUCUUGCUUGGAAUGUGUGUAUUUUGCAUGUACGAGUGGCUGGUCCAUUUCUUUGUGUACCAUGGCUGGAAAGUCAGACUGACAGGGGUUGGAUGGCAACUGCAUAUGCGCCAUCAUCAUUAUCCAGAGAAGCUUCUUCACGUCCCCCACAGUAUAUCGCAGCAGUACCUCUGGGUCGUCCUGUUCACAAUAUCAACCCGACUAAUCUUUUUCUACCAGUCCAAUGACGUCAUCGCAAUAAUAGUUUCUGGCAAUCUGAUUGGUCUGUAUCUGCAUGAAGUGGCUCACUUGCAUGCUCAUGGACAUCCGUUUCUAGUGGCACAUAUAAAGUUCCUCGAACCAUGUCGACGCUAUCACAGUUACCACCACUACUCAUGCGAGGACAGCAAAGUGGCCUUCGGUCUAGUGACCCCCUGGGUAGAUUACGUCACGGGCUACUUGCCCCCCUACCCCUCCGCCAGUCCAUUCCACUGCUACUCCAAACACCACAACUCCUCAUUGGCCAACACACUCACUCACCGACUGAUGAGACUACCUCUUCCUGUUCCCUUCAUGCACUGGAUAUGCAUGUACAGUCUCUCACAAGAUGGAGACUUCUGAUUGGACGAGGAGAGGAAAUAUUUUGACCAAUAGGAGAGCCGGAGAGUCCUCUUUUUGUCAUCUAGUUUCAUAAAUCGGAUAUCUGAAACUAUUUCGCUGUCGGUUAGAUUAGUGAUAUUGAUCAGUAAUCAAUCAAAAGGGAGUCCGGAUCUUGUCAAUUUUCCUUCCUAUGGUACUUGGUAAAACAUCUCCAC
Molecule: messenger RNA, 1383 nt
Organism: Symsagittifera roscoffensis
Lineage: Eukaryota; Metazoa; Xenacoelomorpha; Acoela; Convolutidae
Exons: 3
Coding region: 401-1189 (262 amino acids)
Source: RefSeq, a predicted model, not a curated record